UUUGUAUUUUCCCUUAUGCACCAAAAGAUCUAUCCUCUGGGAAAUAAAAGAAGAUAUUCGCAAAGUGCUAGGCACAGUUGUUGAUUGUGCUCGAGUGGAACGCUUAUUCUGUUCCUAGUCUCAAAAUGGAAAUAGUAAUAGAAAUUAUAUUACUUCCGAUAUUCAUUGUAAUGGUAUCGUCAACAAAAUUUCCUCCUUGGGAUUUUGAUGACGUCUUGUCGCCCGAAGAUCAAAGUGAAGUCAUACCAGAAGAACAUUUGGAAUAUGGUCAUCCUUUCAGAGUGAAUCCAUCGAAUGAAGAUAGUGACUAUGAGUAUUACUGGAGUUUUGUUCCACAACCUAAAGGAAAGGAGCUAGCAAAUUUCCCUGCCAAGGAAAAAAAAAAUGGACAAUCUGAGAGUCUUUGCAUGAGUACCCUCAUUCAUAAAACAUUUAUAGAAGAAAACGGAAUUAUCUUCAAACCCGAUGCAUUGAUAGAAUACAAUUGUCAAGCUGUACCACCUGGAGUAUACAAUAAUUUGGAACAUCUACCAGAAAGAGCAACGAUAUGCAAGGUGAAAGGUGAUUGUGUUACUCGAGAACGAGAAAUCAGGGUAUUCAAGAAAAGAAGAGAUUCCAAUAGACACGAAGCAAAAUGUUGGCAACAAGAGAAUUACAACCUUAGUGUCGGCUGCCUGUGCUUGAAUCAUUUUUAGAUACGAUUAAAAAUUCCAAAAAAUUCUUAUAUUCUUACGAUUAAAUAGUUCCCUUUUAAAUCUUUAUAAUUUUUUUUUCCAUUUAAGCAUAGCUAAUGGCAUUUCAUCAAUUCUCAAUCAAAACUUUUUUAUAUAGAAAUUUUUAUCCAGAAUAUAAUCUUAUCGUAAUAAAGACAAUAUUAAGAAUA
Harmonia axyridis is the source of this 883-nucleotide messenger RNA. RefSeq lists its product as uncharacterized. The coding region runs from base 126 to 695 and encodes 189 amino acids. The record is from RefSeq and is a predicted model, not a curated record. Lineage: Eukaryota; Metazoa; Arthropoda; Insecta; Coleoptera; Coccinellidae. The transcript is spliced from 4 exons.